Dreissena polymorpha is the source of this 1540-nucleotide messenger RNA. RefSeq lists its product as uncharacterized. NCBI's taxonomy places the organism in Eukaryota, Metazoa, Mollusca, Bivalvia, Myida, Dreissenidae. Bases 197 to 871 code for a protein of 224 amino acids. The record is from RefSeq and is a predicted model, not a curated record. The transcript has 6 exons.
UGUUUUCAUAUCCUGUUUUGAUAUUGAUAACGAUUCUCGUGACGAUAUUGCACGAGAGCUAGAUAAACAUCAUAUUCGACAUGAACACGCAACAGGGAAUUCCAGCAGGAUCUCAGAAGGUGACAGUCGAACAGGCUGGAUAAUAGUUAUUGUCUCGAAGAAAGCACUGAAAUCUGGUGUAUUUUCGUUUAAUCUCAUGAAAUGCCUGACUGCCGAUGUUUAUGAAGGCAAACUGAGAGUUCUGCUUGUAUUGCGCAGCGGUGUGAAUAUCUCAGAUGUGCCAAGGUUUGUUCGAUGGGAUACAUGCUUCAGCGAAGAUGAAAAAUCAUACAAAAACUGGAUUGUAAGAACAGUUUCAGGAGCACCUGUAGAUAUUAGGAGGGCACUUCCAGCAGGGGAUGUAAUUCCAGGCUUAUGUUGGGCCUAUGUCUUGAACUACCUGAAGAUUAUACUGACGACCAGCAGUAUUUAUAAAAAAAUUCAAGAGUAUCUAACGAACAAAGACCUCAACUGCGGCUACAUCCGUAAACUAAUAGUGGUGUGGGUCAAGUCGUGCGAUAUGGAGAACACCCUAGACGUGGUUACAAACAAAAGCGGUGGGCGGCGUAAAAUUGCUAGCAGCGGUCCGAUAAAAGUUACAACAAAUAGCCUUGGUGGACAGAUAGGCAGACCAUUGAUGUGCAUAUGUUCAGCUACACUGACGAGUCAAUUCCAGGCAAUCAGAGAUGUUUCCUUGCUGAAUAUUGUACCCAGAUGCAAUGCGUCCAAACAAUGGAGAAAGGAUACACUGGCAUCAGCGCAGCCACAAAACAGGGCAUGGGAGAGUCGUUCAAGGAAAAGUUCAAAGACAUCAUGUCUCGUAGAAAAAUGAUAAAACUCUUCUCGAACUUCAAAGUUUCGUUUGUGUACUUCGAUGAUACAAAUCCACGAAAUCGUCUUAUGGACCUGUUGGAACAAGAGAUUUUUGAGCAGGAAUGCGAUGUUAUCACACGAAACUAGCGGACACUAUACAUAGGACGGAAGAGGACCAAACUGGUACUGAUGAUCAACAUAACAAAUCCAUCUGUACAACUAAAUCACCGAAGACUGGCUAAUAUAAAUUUACAUAUUAUUUAGCUUAUAAACGAAUUUAUUAUAGCAAGUAUAUCAUGUACUUUUUGAUCGUAAUCGUCAUUUUACAUUUGCAAGGUAUGACUCUCUAAAGACAUUCCAAUUUGAAUUAUACAAUUAUGUUUUAACUAAUUGAUCAAUUCAUUAUAUGGUUACUAUGUUGCUUAAUAACUUAACCAAUACAUUGAACUGGUAUUAUACAUGUCAUGUUUGAAUGAAGAAAGUAACAACUGUGUAAACUGUGAUUGUAUCUUAUUUUACAUUUUACAUAAACUCAAAGAGGGAUGCAACUUUUAUGGUCGAUAUCUAAAGUUUAUUAUGUAAAAUAAACUUAUCGUUGUAACAUUAUUAUUAAUGCUGAAUCUAAACAAAGGUUACUCUGUUAUUAAAAACGAAUAUUUAGUUAGAUAAUUUUUACAUUAGUAAAUUG